Molecule: messenger RNA, 769 nt
Organism: Humulus lupulus (European hop)
Lineage: Eukaryota; Viridiplantae; Streptophyta; Magnoliopsida; Rosales; Cannabaceae
Product: cell number regulator 1-like
Exons: 4
Coding region: 70-618 (182 amino acids)
Source: RefSeq, a predicted model, not a curated record
CACUUCAUCGUCAUGACCUAACCUAAUAAUAAUAUCAGUUAAUACUUUUGUUGAGUACAAAACAUCAUCAUGUAUCCCACAGCACCAGACGAUGAUCAAUAUGAUAAGAAGUAUUCAAGCCCUGCAGUAAUGAAUCAAAAUCCGAGUCUAGCACAACCAGCUUAUCAUCAUGCUCCAUACAUAACCAGAAUUCAGGUUCCUGGUGCAGCAGGGAAGUGGUCCUCUGGUCUUUGUCAUUGCUGUGAUGACCCUGCAAAUUGUAUGGUCACUUGCUUUUGCCCUUGCAUUACAUUUGGACAGAUUGCUGAAAUUGUAGACAAAGGUUCCUCAACUUGCGGUUCGAGUGGGACUGUUUAUGGGUUACUUAAUUUGACUGGGCUGGCAUGCUUGUACUCAUGUAGCUAUCGAUCCAAAUUGAGAGGUCAAUAUGGCUUAGAAGAGGCACCUUGCGUUGACUGCCUAGUCCACUUCUGCUGCGAGGCUUGUGCCCUUUGCCAAGAAUACAGAGAGCUCAAGAACCAUGGCUUUGAUCUCGGAAUAGGUUGGGAAGCCAACUUGGAAAGACAGCAACGUGGAAUAACUACUGCUCCAAUGAUGGUACCACCUAUGACAAGAUAAGAUGAAGUGCUAUUCAAUUGAUCAAGAGCCAAUAUUCAAGUGUGCAAUAUAUAUAUAUAUAUAUAUAAUUUAUGAUGUUGCUCUAUAUUGCUUAAUUUGUACAAAUUUACCAAGUAUUGUUAUUUAUAAAUAUAUGGGACACAUGUACUCA